Molecule: messenger RNA, 1615 nt
Organism: Acyrthosiphon pisum (pea aphid)
Lineage: Eukaryota; Metazoa; Arthropoda; Insecta; Hemiptera; Aphididae
Exons: 2
Coding region: 944-1285 (113 amino acids)
Source: RefSeq, a predicted model, not a curated record
UCUUCAAUUUUCUGUAAAUGCUUAUGAGUAGUCGACAAGUUGUCCAAUAUUCUUUUAUUCUUGAAGUUUUUUGAACUUUUGUGAAAAUGAAUCUUUAACUAAAUUCAAGUAAUCUUCCUACUUCUUUUAACAACGUAAUUAUUGAAACAAAUGACGAAGUAACAAAGGUACGUUCAAAUUUAGUAGAUUUAUGCAGUAUAGGCAAGUGGAUGGAAGAAUUUUCAACUCUUACAGCCACUAAGUGGAAUGUUCGUUCGUCAGUUCCAAAUGGAAAAUACAUUCAAUGCAAGUUAGUGAAUGUUAUAAUAUAUUCUUUUUUGGUUUUGUAUUUAAUUGAACUUUGUAAAUUUUUAAAUAUGUAGAAAACAUUUUGUGUGCCAUCACAGUUCAUAUCAUAAGGUUGAUAAAGAAAGUAACAAAAGAGGACUGUCUAAAAACACAAGUUGCAAAGCUCAAGUCAAAUUUGUGAUUAAAAUAGAUACCUACUGUAUCUACAAGAAAAACUGAUCCAUUUGUGAAAGUAAAAUAUGUGUAUUCUGAUUUUUUGUGACAAUUAUAUAAAUUUUGUAUAAAUCUAAAUUAAUCAUGAGUUGUUUUUAGGUCUGUAAUAAAUGCAGACAUAUUAAGUACUAAAUUAUAGUUCUAUUUUUAUAUAUAAUUAUUUAUACUUGCAACGUUGCAACUAUAGCUUUCUAACAUUUUUGAGCUUCUUUUUUAGUAUAUAUUUUUCUUUUUGACCUAUUUUUUAUAAUUUUUUUUAAUUUUUAGUUACAAAAAUGUGUAUAAUUUCAUAUUUCACCAUAUUAAAGAGAAUAUUUUAGUUCUUGUAGUUAAAAGACUAAUUCUUUCAAACUAAAAAGAAUUAGGAUUCACCUUAUAAUAUAAUUUGUUGUUAGGGUUUUUUUUUUAUUAAUAUGUUAUUAAUAUAUUUUAAUUGUGUUCCAUGUGCCUAUGGUUACAUAAUUUACAGAAUAAAUUGUUUGGUGUUAUUACAAUUUGGAAUGAACACAACCAUAGCAUUAACACAGCAGAAGCCCUUAGAUAUUUGAAAGCAACAGAUGAUUUAAGACAAACUUUUGAGGAAUAUAUGAAUGAUGGAAUGACAAUGACAGAAGCCAUUCGCUAUCAUGAAAGUGUGAUGACUAUGAUGAAUUGUUCAGCUGAAGAUUUUGCUAAUGCUAGACUAAAUCCUAUUUAUAGAACUGUACAAAACUGGCAUGAAAAAUGGAGAUCUACACAUUUAGGCCCUCGUACCGGUCAAGGUGUAAUCAUGGUAUGUUAUUAGUUGUUACCAUUAAUCUACUAAAAAUAGAGUAUUUUUAAAAUGUUAAAUAAUCAUCACAAUUCAAUGCAUAUUACAUUUUUGUUUUAGUAAUUCUAUUUAACUACAAUAUAUUGAAAAUUUGUAUCUUGUGUUGAAAGAGCCAACUCACUUUUUUAAAUGAGGUUCAAUAUUUAAUUUAUAGGUAAUAUCCCUCUUAGGGUAUGUAAUUUAAAAAAGUGGUACUCCUAUGAUAAAAAUUUGAAGAGUUAAAAACAUAAUUAUGUACAAAACUAACCUUAUGGAUUAACAACUCGAAAGCAUAAUUGUCAAUUUUUACCAAAAGGUCCCAAG